Daucus carota subsp. sativus is the source of this 2265-nucleotide messenger RNA. RefSeq lists its product as uncharacterized. NCBI's taxonomy places the organism in Eukaryota, Viridiplantae, Streptophyta, Magnoliopsida, Apiales, Apiaceae. The coding region runs from base 147 to 2045 and encodes 632 amino acids. Gene Ontology annotation, molecular function: protein binding. The record is from RefSeq and is a predicted model, not a curated record. The transcript is spliced from 2 exons.
CAUCAUUCCACUUGCCUCUCAUACUUUUGGCCUUAUCCCAUAGUUUUUGCCUACAUAAACUGCAUAAACUGCAAAGGCGACUAGAACCCUCAUCCCAUACUUUUACUAAAAUCCUGAAUUUAAUUAGCCACUACUUUCGUCUAACCAUGGAUUCUCAGACUAGAAAAGAAAGCAUUUGCACCUCCACCAUGAUUGAGCAACCAUGCUCAAAUCCUCGUUGUUUCUUUUGCAUCCUGAAGGAACCAAAAUCAUCUAUCAGGAGAGGAGGGAUUAAGAGAUGCUUCGAAGAAAUGCCGGUGUCUGACAAUGAAGAACAUGUUCUUGUGCUAAGCGCUCUGUGGAACAUUGCUAUGACUCAUCCUAAUGAUCCAGAAUUUCCGACUCUUGGUAUUUUUAAGUGCAUGGCCAAUUUAAUAUCCAGAGGCAUCAAUGACAGAGCCUGGCUUCUUGCUGGUCAAAAUAUAUACCUACCAUACUAUGCAGCUCAUAUCAUUGGUUCUUAUACCAUGAACAAGGUUGAGUUUGCUGAGAAAGCUGUGGAAUCAGGGGUGAUCACCCCACUGAUAGAGCUUAUGAGUGGAAGAAUGACAUGGGUUGAACAAAGGGUUGCAGUUAGAGCCCUCGGACACCUUGCAAGCUAUGACCAAACCUUUGAAGCUGUGGCGAAACAUGAAGAGAUAACAAAGAUGGCCAUCAGUUUAGCUUCCACUUGCCUAGGUUCAGUGUUUGAUAUGUUUGUCGGAGUGAAGGACAAGAACAAGAGGUUAAACUAUCACUGUGACUUGCUGACAAGAGGCAUUGGAGGAGUAGAGCUCCAGAAUAGGAAGGCUGAGGAAUGGGCUAGCCAAAUGCAGUGCUGGUCUAUACAUCUCUUGAACUGCUUUGCUGUUAAAGAGAGGUCUAUAGAUAUCAUCUGUACGCGAGGUUUCCUGGAAGACCUGUGUGAAAUGUGGGGUGGAUUGGUAAAUCACACAUCCCCUGCAGGUGUAGGACUCAUUAGAGUUUUAUGUUACACAAAAGCUGGAAGAAGAGGAGUUGCAGAGUCUAAAAAGGUCAUCAAGAAUCUCUGUAAUCUCUCGAGAUCUUCAGAUGAUUGGCAAUACAUGGGAAUUGAUUGUUUGCUGUCACUCCUCAAAGAUCCAGAAACAAGGCACAAGGUUAUUGAAAUUGCCAUAUUUUUUCUCAUCGAUCUCGUUGAACUUAGAACCCUCAAAGAAAGAUCAAAUGUAGGGGAGACAAUCACAAGAACCCUUCUUCUCGAUUUCAAGGAAAGCAAUUCCAAGAUCAAGAUUGACAGAGUGCAGAAAGCCUUGCAGGAGAUUUGGGUUCUGAAGGUUGACAAAAGGAAGAAGGAGAACCUCAUGUCGAGAGAGAAAACUGAAGAAACAAAGGUUAUGGUAAGUCUGAUAAAACAACAAGGCAAUCAAAGUUUUGUAUUGGGAAAAAUUGAAGAAGCAGCUCUGAGGUAUACAGAGGCCUUAAAGAUAUGCCCAUUAAAAUUCAGAAAAGAAAGAACUGUUCUUUAUAGUAACAGAGCUCAGUGUCACUUAUUGCUCAGUGACUGUGAUUCUGCCAUCAGUGACACAACGCGAGCUCUUUGCCUGUCAAACCCUCCAAACUCCCAUCCGAAAAGCCUCUGGAGAAGAUCACAAGCUUACGAUACGAAAGGCAUGGCACUAGAGAGCCUAAUGGACUGCCUCAUGUUUGUAAAUAGCUGCUGUACUAAACCAACUAAGGAUGUCAAGAUUCCAUACUAUGCAAUGCGCAUGAUCAGCAAGCAGAUGGAGGCCACUUGCAUUUUCGCAGCCUCACGGGCAAAGUUAACCAACACUUAUGUUAUCAGAACUCAUGAAUCUGGAAACGAGAAUGUAGAUUUCAUACAUGACAAUGGAGUGAAGGGAAAGAUGAUAGAGAACAAGGCUUUCAUGUCAAGUCUGUCCACCAUCUUAGAAGAGCCUUUUACUAGUAACGGUGGGAGUUCGAGUAGAAGAAAGUUGGAAAGAGCUAGAAGAAGAAAGAACUCUGCCUUGUCUUUCUCAUAUUAGGCAAACAUAUUUCGUCAGAUGUUAUGUAGCAUCGCUAAGCAGUUAAAAGCCGGAGCCGAACACUUUUUUUAAGCUACGUCAAACGACCCCGUAAUGUCGCAAAUCUGGAGCAGGAAUAUGAUAACAGAGUUGUUAGUAGUUCUUAAAGGGUGUUUUUAUAUUUUUACACCUUGCUGCUCAUAAUGAACUGAACUGUAACACUUCGCACUCAUUAUAUGUU